This is a messenger RNA of Myripristis murdjan (pinecone soldierfish), 2898 nucleotides long. It is a transcript of the gene avil, whose product is annotated as advillin. The record is from RefSeq and is a predicted model, not a curated record. Gene Ontology annotation, biological process: actin filament severing; cytoskeleton organization; barbed-end actin filament capping. The coding region runs from base 93 to 2540 and encodes 815 amino acids. NCBI's taxonomy places the organism in Eukaryota, Metazoa, Chordata, Actinopteri, Holocentriformes, Holocentridae. The transcript is spliced from 20 exons. Gene Ontology annotation, molecular function: phosphatidylinositol-4,5-bisphosphate binding; actin filament binding. Gene Ontology annotation, cellular component: cytoplasm; actin cytoskeleton.
GAAAAUCAUAAAAGCUGACAGGUGCUUCUUCAAUCAGGAAUAUCAGGAAUCGAAGCGACGCCUGCAACUGAACUUGAGUGCAUCGGAGCAACAUGGAGUACACAUUCAGAGCAGUAACUCACAGCCCUGGUAUUAUAAUCUGGCGAGUUGAGAAAAUGGAUCUGGUACAAAUCCCUGAGAAAUCCUAUGGAAAUUUUUAUGAGGGUGACUGCUACGUGCUUCUCUUUACCCAGAAAGUGGGCAGCUUCCUGGGCUAUGAUAUCCACUACUGGAUCGGAUCCCAGUCGAGUCAGGAUGAACAGGGUGCAGCUGCUGUGUACACCAUACAGCUCGAUGAGUUUUUGGGGCUCUCCCCGGUUCAGCACCGUGAGGUGCAGGGCCACGAGUCUGAUGCCUUCCGGGGCUACUUCAAACAAGGAAUAAUCUAUAAAAAAGGUGGAGUUGCAUCAGGCAUGAGACAUACCGAAACCAACUCCUACAACAUUGAGAGACUGCUACAUGUGAAAGGCAAGAAAAGGGUCACGGCCAUGGAGGUGGAAAUGAGCUGGCAGAGCUUUAACCUCGGAGACGUGUUUUUGGUUGACAUCGGCAAGACCAUCAUUCAGUGGAACGGACCGAGCAGUAACAAACAAGAAAGGCUCAAGGGCAUGCUGCUGGCCAAAGACAUUCGAGACAGAGAGAGAGGAGGACGGGCAGAGAUCAGGGUGAUUGAAGGUGAUGCAGAGGACGACUGCUCUCAACACAUGGCACUCCUGACCUCUGUUCUUGGUGAAAGAACAAUUACUCUGACAAGUGGACUUCCUGAUGAAACAGCUGACCAGGAACAGAAGUCACAACUCACCCUCUACCAUGUAUCAGAUGAGGCUGGUCAGAUGAAGGUCACAGAAGUUGCUACCAGACCGCUGGUUCAGGACAUCCUGAAUCAUGAUGACUGCUACAUCCUGGACCAGGGAGGGGUAAAGCUCUUUGUGUGGAAGGGGAAGAGAGCAAACAAAGCUGAAAGACAGGCUGCCAUGUCCAGAGCUUUGGAGUUCAUUAAAGCUAAAAACUACCCCAUCACCACCAACGUGGAGACAGUGAAUGACGGGGCAGAGUCAGCCCUCUUCAAGCAGCUUUUCCAGAGUUGGACAGUGAAGGACCAGACACAAGGCCUAGGCAGGGUGCACACGAGGGGGAAAGUGGCUGAUGUCACGCAGGAAAAGUUUGACGCAGCUCUGAUGCACGUGAUGCCACAGGUGGCUGCACACGAGCGAAUGGUGGACAAUGGCACCGGCCAAGUGGAGGUGUGGCGGAUUGAGGACUUGGAGCUGGUCCCUGUGGAGCCUCAGUGGUACGGCUACUUCUAUGGGGGAGACUGUUACCUGGUCCUGUACUCUUACCAGGCUCACAACAAGAACAGCUACCUUCUCUAUAUAUGGCAGGGACGCCAUGCAUCACAGGAUGAACUGGCAGCCUCUGCGUUUCAGGCUGUGAACUUGGAUCAGAAGUACGGUGGCCAGCCAGUACAAGUCAGGAUAACCAUGGGAAAAGAACCAAGACACUUUAUGGCCAUUUUUAAGGGUAAAAUGGUCAUCUUUGAGGGUGGCACAUCUCGGAAAGGGACAUCGGACCCAGAGCCACCAAUCAGGUUGUUCCAGGUCCACGGCACUGACCCUUCCAAUACCAAGGCCAUUGAGGUGCCGGCCCUUGCCAGCUCGCUUAACUCCAAUGAUGUCUUUUUGCUCAAGAGCCAAUCAGAGCAGUAUCUGUGGUGUGGGAAGGGAUCCAGUGGAGAUGAGAGGGCCAUGGCGAAGGAGAUCAGCUUUGUGAUUGGACAGAAAUCAGGAGCUGAUGAGACUGUAGCAGAAGGGCAGGAGCCCAUUGAAUUCUGGGAGUUGCUUGGCGGGAAAGCUCCCUAUGCUAAUAGCAAGAGACUACAGCAGACUGUUUUAGACCACCAGCCUCGCCUGUUUGUUUGCUCCAAUAAGACCGGCCGUUUCAUUGUCACCGAGGUGACUCAGUUCACACAGGACGACCUCAGCGAGGACGACGUCAUGCUGUUAGAUACAUGGGACCAGGUCUUCCUUUGGGUGGGCAAAGAAGCCAACGAGGUAGAGCGGAAGGAAGCUGUGGUCAUCAGCCAGGAAUACCUACGCACCCACCCAGGGGCCAGAGAUCCAGACACACCUGUCAUCCUGAUCAAGCAAGAAUAUGAGCCGCCCACCUUCACCGGUUGGUUCACCGCCUGGGAUCCCAGCAAAUGGAAUGGAGGAAAGAGUUAUGAAGAGCUGAAGAAGGAAUUAGGAGACUUAACAAAUCCAGUUCUUAUUGCAAAAGAUCAGCAGUGUGUAGUGAGUGAGAGGAGCUUUCAGGUUUACCCACCAGAGGCUUUGGUCAACAAGCAUGUCAGUGAGCUGCCUGAGGAUGUGGACCCCACGCAGAAAGAGAGACACCUCUCUGACUCAGACUUCUGCAAUGUAUUUGGGAUCACCAAAGACCAGUUUGCAAGCCUGCCACAGUGGAAACAGCUGAAGAUUAAGAAAGAUAAAGGGAUGUUUUGAUAAGAUUAGCUACUAUUUGAUGUAAACCAUAAUUAUUUCAACAAAAUGAAGGUCAGUUUUUAUCAGCUUCCCCAUCACUCAUUCUGCAGUGUGUACGAGCUUUCCAAAACCAAUUUUUGCUUUUUUAUAAAACUCAAAAACUUUGUGCAGAAAGAUGCACACACAUGCUUUUGGUGCAUAUGCAUUGUUUACAUGUUAGACCCAUGGAGACCUAUAAUAAACAGCAUCACUCCUUCCAUUUUAAUAAUGCAAACAUGAUUUAAAUUCAGACUUAAAGCAAUAUUUUGGAACUGCUGCAACUCUGAAUAAGUGCCCAUUAAGUUCUUCCAUCACUGUUUCCUAAUAACCCAUAUUCAUC